Molecule: messenger RNA, 4379 nt
Organism: Corvus hawaiiensis (hawaiian crow)
Lineage: Eukaryota; Metazoa; Chordata; Aves; Passeriformes; Corvidae
Gene: SZRD1
Product: SUZ RNA binding domain containing 1
Exons: 4
Coding region: 2075-2521 (148 amino acids)
Source: RefSeq, a predicted model, not a curated record
AGGUGGGGAUCGGGCACAGGGUGCACUCUGUGAUCCAAGGCCUUUUCCCACCUAAAUGAUCCUGUGUGAUCCUUGGUGAGGAGCUCCCCAAGCACAGAGCAGCUGCUGAGUGUGUUGGCAGUGGUUUAUGAUCCAGGACCAUGCGCUUUCUCUGUGACCACUGGCAGCUCUGGGGGAUUGGAGACAAAGACACCAAGACUUUUGCCGGAAGUGACCUGCUCAGAGUGGGAAAGAGUGAAACAGACUGUGAAGGAGUCACGGUGGCUUUGAAGGGUUCCUUGGAAUAAGUUUUUGUAUUGAGCAGAGUAAAGUUUCAUUUUUGCUCUGGUAGAGGAGGCUGCAGGUUGUGGUUGGAGUGUCCAGCGUGUGCGGGGCUGUCCAGCAGCGCUCGGGCCGCUGACAGUGACGUGAGUCACCUGUGCUCAGGUGGGGGUGACGAUCUGCAAUUGCAGCAUCUCGCAGCCCCGCGUUCGGAGCGUGGCUUCAGCCCCGGGCUCGCCUCCAGAGGCACCAGCAGUGUAGGAACAUGACUUUGCCAAAGCCACCUCUCCUCUGCCAGGAAGGAGGGAGCAGAACAGAGCCUUCCUCUGGGCUGCCGUGCGGCUUGUGGCACUGCCAUGCCCAUGGUCCCACCUGAGGGCCCAGCACCCGUGUUCGGCUCUGGAGUCGCUGCUUGGACUGAAAUGAGUUGAGAAGCUCCUGAGUGCGUUUCCCCCCCCCUUCCACCCCGUUUUCCUGUUGUUUCUCUCCCCCAUGCACUGAAAUAUUUAAUAAGGGAUAUUCCAGGAGGCCCUGGGAGCCGGGGUGAACUCUCGGAAGCUGAAAAAGUGGUUUCAGGACCAGGAUGUCACCUUGGCUGGCUCAGUGAGGAGCCAACCGCUUCCCCUCAGUUCGACUUCCAGUGUUUGCCAGCAGCUGCUCCACAGCAUCUCCAUCCUCACCAGGAUAUCCGCUUCCCUGCUGCCUGUUUCCUUUUCCUCCCUCCUGAGCAGCAGUGGGAUGGGAUUUUCUUCCCUCCCAGUCCUCUUGAAGAGGAAGGAAACUGCAGGUGUUUGUCCUCCACAGGAGGCUCUGUCUGAGAGCUGCCUUGUGAAGCUCUGCCUGGUUUUGUUACCUCCCAGGACAGAGUUGGGUAGGAAACUCAACUUCCCACCCGCCUUUUAUCUUCCUGAAAUGAUUUAUUCCUUUCUAGGUGGAGGCUGCCAUUGCCUGUAUGACCAACAGCAAACACUGGUUUGGCAUCUUGUAGUGACUUGCGCUCCUUCCCAGCUCUCUGGGGCAGCAGGGAAUCUCUGUCCAAACCCGUUCCUUUCCCGAGCUGCGCCCGCUGCGGUUCCUGCUGGCAGCGUGGGGAAGCAACCAGGCCUCAAAGCAGAGCAGUUGCCUCCUGCCAGAAGUCUGGAAUUUCCUUCAGUAGUGCCAGUUAUCAGCUGGCUAAACUAGGACACUCUCAGGUAGUGUUUUCCCCCCUUCCUUGAUGAUUAAAUCAAACACAAGAAGCUGCUUUGGAGCCUCUUUUAACAGAGCUCUCGUGAGGAUCUAAAAAUACCGGCGGGGUUGGGGCAGGUCACCUGCAGCAGGGUUGAAACUUCGUUGUUGGCUUCGUUUUCCUCCUUAGCCGAGUUUCUCUGCGUAAUUGCUGCGGUUGCAACACCUGGCCACCUUCGCCGAGGUGGAUGCCAGCCUCGGGCAGAGGCUGACACGCUCAAAUCCCGGCUCUGCCAGGGUGAUUAAGGCGUCUUUCCGCCGAUGGGUGACUCGGCAGCGUGUGGAAAGGCAAGGAGCAGCACAGGGAGGCUCCCGCGUGCGUGUGGGGCAGGGCAGGGACUUCUCCUGACAGGAAUGUGGCCCUGCCGGCCAGGGCCAGCCCUUCCCACGGCCGUGGGCUCGGGGCUCAGCUCCCCCUGGAACCGCGCCUGCGAAUCGCCCCGGCCGGCGGCUGCUGCUGCUGCUGCUCUGCCCGGCAGGUUUGGCGCCGGUUCCCGCUGGGAUCUGGGAAUACCUUGCUGUGGAAUCCUGGGGUUUUUUACCUUCAUAGGGGUUUCUUUGCCAGCCGAAGCGGUUAAAAUGAGCGAUGAGUGCGCCGCGCCGCGCCACGCCGGAUCCACGGCCUGCUGAAAUAGACAGACGGUUGGAAAAGAAGCUGAAGAUCACACAGAAGGAAAGAAAGUCCAAAUCUCCUCCCAAAGUGCCGAUCGUGAUCCAGGACGACAGCCUUCCCGCAGGGCCUCCCCCCCAGAUCCGCAUCCUCAAGAGGCCGACGAGCAACGGCGUCCUCAGCAACCCCAACUCCGCCAGCCGCCCGGCCUUCCCCGUGAAAUCCCUGGCGCAGCGCGAGGCCGAGUACGCCGAGGCCAGGAAACGGAUCCUGGGCAGCGCCAGCCCCGAGGAGGAGCAGGAGAAGCCCAUCCUGGAUAGGCCGCCGCGGAUCUCGCAGCCCGAGGACACCAGGCAGCCCAACAAUGUGAUCCGGCAGCCGCUGGGCCCCGAUGGCUCCCAGGGCUUCAAGCAGCGCAGAUAGAGGCGGAUGCGCCGUUCCACCGGCACGGACACACGGACCUGGGCGAGGGGACCUCCCGGGGUGAUUUGCACUGUGACCCUUUUGCUCUGCCCACUGUGACCUUCAGCCCCACGCACUGUGACCUCCCCUCUGCACCCACUGUGACCGGCGAUCCCAGCAGGGCUGUCCCCGCAGCCAGGGGGACGAGAGGGGGCCGUGCCGGACUCGGCCGGGCGGGAGCGAGCGCCAGCAAUAACGCUUGUUGUACUCGAAACCUGGCAUUUAAGGGAAAGAAAAAAAAAAAAAAAAAAAGGUGGGAAGCCUCCCCAGCCACGCAUGUUGUCCUCAUCACUUCCAGAACGAGUUCUGUUUCCAAGGAUUUUAGGUUCUUUUAUUUGGUUUUCUGUUUGCUUUCUGUAUCUCGGAUCGGCGGAGGUCGUGGGAAGGGUUUGAGCUGUUUCUUUGAAUCCAGAGAGGUAGCUGAGCGUUCUGCAGGGAAUUCCAUUGGAUUUCCGUGAAUUUGACGGCUCGGGGAUGACGAGCUCAUGCUUCUCCUUCUCCAUUUCCACUGCCAUGGAAGUGAGCUCCUGGAUAUCCCCGGAUACCUCCGGGUUGGACCCAGUUUACGUCUUGCUCCUGUUAAAGCUUGGCUCUGAUUCCCUGCUGGCUUUGAGGAAAAGCUUGAAAUACAUCCUUUUUGGGUUCUUUUUUAUUUGGGGAGAAGGGAAUGCAGAGUGACCCCGUGAAAAUGCCUGCUGUCCGGCCACGGUGGGCCGGGCAGUGAAGAAUUAGGGAGAUGUGGCGAGGAGGAGAGUAUCCGGCACCGCUCCGGCCGUGACGUCGGGCAGUGGGAUAUCCCGAGGGUCCGGCCUCGGGCAGCGCAGGGACGGUACGAGCUCUCCCGGAAUGGCAGAACCGGGAACCAGACCAGCCUUGGAGAAAGCCUGGAUGAUCCCUCCGUCUCCCUGGAGGCAGCGAGGCUUCAGGGAAGGGAUCGUUCUCCUCCGGCUCCCGGGAAGAGGACAGGGAGGCUGCUGCUCCCCAGGAACGGAGAUGUUCCCCCCUGGAUGAAGCUGAGUCUCACUUGGUAUCAAGGGAUUGGAUGAACACUAAAUGCCCUCCUUGGAGGGGACGGCACCUGGAAAGCUGGGUGGUUCCCGACGGAUUCCUGCAUCCGGCUGCUGCCUUCAGUGGGCUCGAGGGGGAUCGAGCCAAUCUUGACGUGCACGAGAAGCCCUGGGUGGAAAUAAGGCUUCAAUCCACCGAAACGGGAAAAUAAAAACUACCUGUGUAUCCAAGCGAUCCGCCGGAACGUUAAUGAGCUCCUCGCAGCUGGUUCCAGGCGGGGCGGGAUUUCCCCAGGAUUCCCCAGGAUCCCCAGCCCCUGGUGACUUUUGGGGGAUCUCACUCAUCCCCCCCGGGCUGGGGGCCGGGAUGAGCUCCGGGAGGGAGAAGGACGUCAGCAAUAACCGUAGUCACCGCGCCUUUCCUUAAUUACUCCUAAAAAUAGCGUCGAAUAGCCAAAAAACUCCCGAACCCACCAGAUUUCUGGUGCGCGUGGUCAGUGUCACAGCGCUGCCUCCUCCGUGUCCGGCACCGGAAUUCCACCACCGGCACUGAGACCUCCGGCACCAAAAUCCCCUUUUCCAGCACUGAAAUCUCCUUCUCCGACACGGAAAUCUCCCGGCUGCUCCUGCUGCGUCCCGGUGCCCAGGAUACGUCCCGCCCGCGGGCAGGGCUCGGCGGCGUUCCUGUGGGAAGCGCCUUCAUCCCGAGGAGGGGAGGAGGAACACGGUACUACGUGUUUUCGCCCCAAAAAACGUGCGCCGGAAAGAAAACGUUUUAUAAAUUGUAUUUUAAAUAAAUGUCUUUAAACUUU